CAGCUCGCGGACCCUGCCAGCGAGGCCGCGGCUCCCGGCUGCGCUCGCUCUGCUCCGCCCGGCAGCGGGGCCGGCCCGUGGCGAGGAGGCGCCGGGACUCUGCCCAGCCCGCAGCGGGAGCGGAGCUCGGGCUCGGCCGGGCCGGGCCUGGCCCCGUUGGGAUCCAGCCGCGCGGCUCGUCCCCUGAGCGGGGCGGCGGGCGAGUCUCGUCGUGACUUCCCCGGGUCCCUGCGGAGCAGCCUCGCCCGGCCCUGCCCGCCCCCAGCCCGGCCAGCCGGCGGCGGAGCCCCUCGGGCCCGGAGCGCUGCCCCGGGCGGGCGGGCGGGGAAACGCUCAUGUCCGCCCCUGGGCCGCGGUGAGGGGCGAGCUCCAGAUCCCCCCGCCCGGCCGAGCUCCGGCUGCGCCUGGGCCGGGAACAAAGGGCCAUGGCCGAGCGGGCCGCUGCCCAGGGUCCAGAACUGGAUGCAGUGACACAGUGCCCAUCUCCUUUACUGCCUCCCAUUGUCCCGGAACGAACUUUGGAAAGAGAAACUCAGACUGCAGAGAUUUCCCUGACUGUUGUGGCAGCAAUUCAAGCCGUAGAGAGGAAGGUGGAUUCUCAUGCCACACGGUUGUUGGAUCUGGAGGGGAGAACUGGGAUGGCUGAGAAGAAAUUAAUAGACUGUGAGAAAACAGCAGUGGAACUUGGCAACCAGUUGGAGAGUAAAUGUGCUGCACUGGGAACUCUGAUCCAGGAGUAUGGGCUGCUGCAGAGGAGGCUGGAGAACAUGGAGAACCUGCUGAAGAACAGGAACUUCUGGAUCCUGAGGCUCCCCCCAGGCACUAAUGGAGAAGUCCCCAAGGUGCCCGUGACAUUUGAUGAUGUCUCAGUCUAUUUCAACGAGAAGGAGUGGGAGAAACUAGACGAAUGGCAGAAGGAACUGUACAAGAAUGUGAUGAAGGGCAAUUAUGAAUCUUUGAUCUCCUUAGACUCUGCAAUUUCCAAACCUGGUGUUUUGUCACAUAUUGAACAAGGAGUAGAGUCACGGGUCAGAGGGCUGCAGGACUCAGAUGAGGAGAGAGAAAUCCUUACUGACCCAAGUGCAGCAGGUAUAAGGGUUGUGAUCAAAACAGAGGAGAUUCAUCCUGAGGACUGCCCUGAAAACCUGGAGCUGCACAGAAUGUUGGAACGAUCAGAAGGAAGUUUCCAGAAUCCAGACCAGGAAGCAACCCAUGGUAGUCCGUAUGGCUCAGUAACGCCUCCGAGAAACCCCUCAGGGAACUGUCUGGACGAGUCCACCGAAUAUAAAACAGAUUUCAGUGAAAUCAGAAGAGUCAUUGUUCAGCAGGGUAACUGCACAGAUGACGGGAUUGUGAUCAAAACUGAGGAGGAGGAUGAUCCUGACUCCCUGGAGCCAUAUGCCAUGUUCUCGGGCAGAGCAGAGCAGCAGAUUUUCCAGAAUCAUGAGCAGGGGACAACCUGUGAAGCUCAGUGCAGUUCCAAAAUGCAACAGAGAAACCCAGUCGGAAACAGGCCGGGGCAAUCUACUCCCUGUGAAAGAGACUCCAGUGAAACGAAGACAGUCAUCGUCCACCAGAGAAACCGCACCAGGGAAAGACCUUAUAUCUGUCCUGAGUGUGGGAAAAGCUUCAUGCUGAAGAUCAACUUUAUAAUCCACCAGAGGAACCAUCUCAAAGAGGGGCCCUAUGAAUGUAAUGAGUGCGACUUAAGCUUCAGGAUCAAGCAGCAGUUUAUCCUGCACCAGCGCAGCCACACACGACGGGGAGUUGGCCCGGCCCGACGUGUGGAGAACUUCAGAGACAAGCACAGCCUCAAGCCAGAGCCGAGAACGCCACCGGCAGGGAAACCCUAUAAAUGCACUGAGUGUGAGAGCAGCUUCAGCCACAAGUCGAGCCUCAGCAAACACCAGAUCACGCACGUGGGGGAGCGGCCGUACACGUGCAGUGAGUGCAGGAAGAGCUUCCGGCUGCAGAUCAGCCUGAUAAUGCACCAGAGGAUCCACACUGGGAAGAGCGAGAUGUCCUUCAUAUGCCCUCAGUGUGGGAAAAACUUUAGUCGUCCCUCCCAUCUCCUCAGGCACCAGAGGACUCAUACUGGGGAGCGGCCCUAUAAAUGCACCCAGUGCGAGAAAACCUUCAGUGAGAAGUCCAAGCUUACCAACCACUAUCGCAUCCACACGCGGGAGCGGCCGCAUGCCUGCACUGAAUGCGGCAAAGGCUUUAUCCGCAAGCACCACCUGCUGGAGCACCAGCGCAUCCACACUGGGGAGCGACCCUACCACUGCACUGAGUGCGGCAAGAACUUCACUCAGAAGCACCACCUGCUGGAGCACCAGCGGGCUCACACCGGCGAGAGGCCCUACCCCUGCACUGAGUGCACUAAGUGCUUCCGAUAUAAACAGUCCCUUAAGUACCACUUGAGGACGCACACAGGGGACUUCAUAAUGAACACCUCAAUAAACCAUAAAGUAUCUCAACUGGAAUGUGACCCCGUAAGAACAAAGAUCCAAGCUCAGGAAGCACUGAGGGGCCAGUGGCAAGGGCCGCUGCCGCCCCGCUCCGCCCCGCCGCUCCCGGCCCCGCCAGCCCGGCCGCGGCCCCCGGCCUCCCUCCCUGCGCCCCGGCUGCGCUCGCUCCGCUCCGCCCGGCAGCGGGGCCGGCCCGUGGCGAGGCGGCGCCGGGACUCUGCCCAGCCCGCUCCGGCUCCGGCUCCGGCGUCCGGCUCCGGCUCGUUCCCUGCGGCGCAGCCUCGCCCGGUGCCCCCAGCCCGGCCAGCCAGAGCUCCUGGGGCCGCUCCCGGGCCGGGACAAAGGGCCAUGGGCGAGCGGGCCGCUGCCCAGGAUCAGGAGUGGGACAUGGAGUCCCAGCAAUGGUCACCUUUCCAACCCUCUACUGUUCCUCAACAAAAUUCUGCUAAAGAGACACAGCCAAACUCUGCAGAGAUUUCGCUUUGGACUGUUCUAGCCGCAAUUCAAGCGGUGGAAAAGAAGGUUGAUUCUCAUGCCAUGCGGUUACUGAACCUGGAGCGUAGAACAGUGACAACAGAAAAGAAAUAUUUUGACUGUGAGAAAACGGUAGUGGAUUUUGGUAAUCAAAUGGAGAGUAAGUGGGCCGCGCUGGGAACUCUGAUCCAGGAGUAUGGGCUGCUGCAGAGGAGGCUGGAGAACUUGGAGAACCUGCUGAAGAACAGGAACUUCUGGAUCCUGAGGCUCCCCCCAGGCACUAAGGGGGAAGUUCCCAAGGUUCCAUUGGCAUUUGAAAAUGACUCCGUUUACUUCUCUGAGCAAGAAUGGCAGAACUUAGAGGAAUGGCAGAAAGAGCUUUACAAGAACGUGAUGAAGGGGAACUAUGAAUCUCUGAUCUCACUGGACUAUGCACUCUCCAAACCUGACCUUCUGGCGCGGAUUGAACGAGGGGAAGCGCCCUACGAGGGGGAGGAGGGAGAUGCAGAGGAGAGAGAAAUCCCUGCAGAGCCCAGCACAGAAUCGCUGGUGUAUACGCUUGACGCGACCUGCCAAAGUGAAGGCGAGGAAGAGCCGUGCAUCAAGGGACAGGAGAACUCGGAGGAAAGAGAGAUUCCAGCUGAAUCCCCAAUCGAGUGUGCAUUUUCCCAGCCAAGCUGUGUGUCCCGGAUAAAGCGAGAGGAGGAGCUGUGCAUUGAGGAGCAGGGGGCCUCGGAGGAAGUGGAGAUAUUCUCAGGGCCCAGCACUGAUUAUGCAAUUUCCCAACCUGACAUUUUAUCCUGGAUUGUACAAGAGGAAAAGCCGAAUGUCAGGAAUCCAGGAGCCUUGGAGGAGCAAGAAAUGCCUACGGACCCCCGCCCAGCAGAUUAUGGGAUCCUGAUCAAAACAGAGCAAGAGGAAUGCCCUGCCACCCUGGAAGCACUUGGAACGUUACCAGGAACGUCCCAGGAGGACGUUGGGCAGGGUCCUGAGGAGGGUUGGUGCAGUGCAGCAUCACCACUGCAGAACCACUCAGGAAGGAGGGGACCAGCUCAGCUUGAAAGAUGUUUUGGCAACAACAAGCCAGUCGCCAUUCACCAGAGAAAGUCUGCCAAAGACGGGCCUAAUAAGUGUGCCGAGUGCGGGAAAGGCUUUAGGCUAAAGAAAACCCUUAUCAUUCACCAGAGGAGUCACACCAGAGCAGGACCCUAUGACUAUCCGAAAUGUGCAAAGGGCCUCAGUCACAAGCAGCAAUACCUGCUGCACCAGCUCCAUACAGGAGAGGGAGCUGGCAGCUUGCCAGACCAUCAGCAAAGCGUGGCCCAGAUGCUCAGUCUACAAGCUGACCCAGCAAGAGGCAGAUGCUGUCCAAGCAUGGAAUGCGAUAGCAGCUUCAGUUCGAACUCCAGCCUAAACAAUCCUCAACUCCUGCAGGCAGGAGAGCGGCUUUACGUGUGCACAGAGUGCAAGAAAAGCUUUCGGCUGCACAUCAACCUCCUCAUACACCAGAGAACCCACACAGAGAAAGGCCAAGGGCCUCUUAUCUGUCCAUACUGUGAGAAAUGCUUCAGCCGUUCUUCCCACCUCAUCCGACACCAGAUGAGCCACACGGGGGAGAGACCCUAUAAAUGCCCAGCAUGCGAGAAGAGCUUCACGGAUAAAUCCAAGCUCACCAACCACUACAGGAUCCACACCGGGGAGCGGCCCUACCACUGCAACGAGUGCGGGAAGAGCUUCAGCCGCACGCACCAUCUCCUGAAGCACCAGCAGAUCCACACGGGCGAGAAGCCGUAUCACUGCACCCAGUGCCCAAAACGCUUCUCGCAGAAGCACCAUCUCCUGGGGCACCAGCGUGUUCACACUGGGGAGCGCCCCUACCAGUGCACAGAGUGCGUCAAAAACUUUACACGGAAGCAGCACCUCCGCGAGCAUUGGCGGGUCCACUUGAGAGAGACCCUGAGUGCUCCGAACACUUUAGACACCAGUGGACUCUGAAAUAUCACUUGGGAGAACAGGAUCAGCUGAGGGUAUUAACAGCAGGCUAGUCCGUGGAGAAUGUGUUGGCAGUGGGGGGAGACUUGUAGGCUGGUAUCUCUUUACAAUGAAAGCAUCACGAACACAGAAAAAUGAACCAAUGAAAAAAUGAAAGCAGGUACUGCAUUCAUCUUGCCUUCAGUGAGCUGUGUGCCAGGGCUAGCGGUAUUGGACCCUUAACCUGCAGUGAAAUGUUUGUUAGUGUGCUGUAACCUUUAUAAAAGCAUUCCUUUUGAAACACUUGAUAUUGUUAUGACAAAGGAAUUCCAUGUAUUUGGUGUUCACUUGGUGAUUUCAGAUUGACUUUUAAAAGUUCCCUGUAUGUUUUA
This is a messenger RNA of Dermochelys coriacea (leatherback sea turtle), 5305 nucleotides long. Its product is annotated as zinc finger protein 777-like. Gene Ontology annotation, biological process: regulation of cytokine production; regulation of immune system process; negative regulation of transcription by RNA polymerase II. The coding region runs from base 426 to 4937 and encodes 1503 amino acids. The transcript has 15 exons. The record is from RefSeq and is a predicted model, not a curated record. Lineage: Eukaryota; Metazoa; Chordata; Testudines; Dermochelyidae.